ACAACUGAGGUUCUAUUUAACCCCCUCGUCUCCCCCGCUCAUUCCAGCCUAAAAACUUGCCCAGAGCGCCUGAACCUGCCUCCGCUCCACUCUUGCCCCCCCCCUGGCACCACACUAGCCUAGUGAGUAGUGCAGCAGUCUUGCUCGGUUGCUCCUACCUGUCCUGCACAGCACAGGAGCAGAGCCCAGGACCGUCGGCAAAAGGGGAGCGGCCAUGAAGUACGUGCUGGUGACCGGAGGGGUGGUGAGCGGCCUCGGCAAGGGCGUGACGGCCAGCAGCAUCGGCGUCGUGCUCAAGGCCUGCGGCCUCCGCGUCACCACCAUCAAGAUCGAUCCAUACCUCAACACUGAUGCUGGAACCAUGUCUCCAUUCGAGCAUGGAGAGGUGUUUGUUUUGGACGAUGGUGGAGAGGUGGAUUUGGACCUUGGAAAUUAUGAGCGUUUUCUGGAUAUCAAAUUGACCCGUGACAAUAAUAUAACCACAGGAAAGAUCUAUCAGGCUGUCAUUAACAAAGAAAGGAGAGGUGACUACCUAGGAAAAACCGUCCAGGUAGUGCCACAUAUUACAGACGAAAUACAAGAUUGGAUUGAACGCGUCGCAGUGAUUCCAGUCGACGGCAAAGAAGGACCUCCUGAUGUUUGUGUCAUUGAACUUGGGGGCACUAUAGGGGGCAAAAUCUUUUCGCCGAAUAACGCCAGUGGCAUUCUUGGUGCAGGGGAUAUCGAGUCAAUGCCUUUCAUUGAAGCAUUAGGUCAAUUUUCAUACCGUGUUGGACCUGGAAACUUCUGUCUCGUUCAUGUCAGUCUUGUUCCGGUUAUAAAUGUAGUCGGUGAACAGAAAACUAAGCCUACACAACAUAGUGUUCGAGGGCUUAGAGGACUUGGGCUAGCACCGGAUGUUUUAGCAUGUCGCAGUACUGAGCCACUGGAGGAACAUGUGAAGAUCAAGCUUUCACAAUUUUGUCAUGUUCCGAUCUCAAAUAUAGUGAACCUCCAUGACGUGACAAACAUUUGGCACAUCCCCUUGCUGCUAAGGGACCAGAAGACCCAUGAAGCUAUUCUGAAAGUUUUAGAUCUUCAGUAUGAUGGAAAAGUACCUCGGGAACCUGAGUUAGGGAUGUGGACUAAAAGAGCCACCAAGUUGGACAAAUUGAAGACUUCGGUCAAGAUUGCCAUGGUUGGUAAAUACACUGGCCUGUCGGACUCCUACCUGUCUGUCAUAAAGGCUCUUUUGCAUGCAUCAGUUGCUAUGGAAAGAAAACUUGUAGUCGAGUGGGUUCCUUCCUGCGAUCUGGAAGAUUCUUCAGCUAAAGAGACCCCUGAAGCCCAUAAAAAAGCAUGGAAAUUGCUGAAGGGUGCAGAUGGUGUACUCGUUCCUGGAGGAUUCGGAGAUAGGGGAGUCCAGGGCAAAAUUCUUGCCGCAAAAUAUGCACGCGAGAACAAUGUUCCUUAUCUUGGCAUUUGCUUGGGAAUGCAAAUUGCAGUGAUUGAGUUUGCCCGUUCGGUGAUGAAACUACGAGGUGCCAAUAGCACGGAAUUCGAUCCAGCUACAACAUCACCCUGUGUCAUCUUCAUGCCAGAGGGCUCAAAAACCCAGAUGGGAGCUACAAUGAGGCUUGGAUCGAGGAGAACCUAUUUCCAUGUCAGUGGCUGCAAAUCUGCAAAGCUGUAUGCCAAUGCCAGCUCUGUAGAUGAAAGACAUCGCCACAGAUACGAGGUGAACCCUGAUAUGGUCCCAGACUUCGAGAGGGCCGGGCUUCAAUUCGUGGGCAAAGAUGAAAGUGGAAAACGCAUGGGGAUCAUUGAGCUUCCCUCUCACAAGUUCUUCAUCGGUGCACAAUUCCAUCCUGAAUUCAAGUCGAGACCAGGAAAACCAUCUCCGCUUUUCUUAGGGCUGAUAGCCGCGGCAUCUGGACAGCUAGAGCCUUUGCUUCAACGCAGCAAUCCGACAACAAAAGCAUGUCCUAUGAGUAAAGUCCCGAAACUGAAACUGUACCCAACUGGACCUGUGAAUAAUCCACUGAACAGCUUGGUAAAUGGGUACUACCCAAAUGGCACUGGCAUCCACACCUAGAAGCAUAAUGCUUAGCGAUGGUCUAUUUGAUGUUUGUUCCUAUGGUUUUGCUUGUACCCCUUUUUAUGUUUGUUUUUCAGUUUGUAUUUGUCUCUGAUCAACUGGGAAGGCUAAGAUUCAGCAAGCCCCAGCUCCAGCAACACAUGGUUCCGACAUUUUAACGAGGAACGUCCUCCGGUCCGUUGGAGCAAACUAGCUAUAGAGUGGUGAGGUCUAGUGUGAUUUUUUUGAGCCCUGGAAUUAAGCGCGGGAAGUGUUUUGGUAGCGUUAGUAGAGCCUGGAAUCUCAACUAUUUGUACAUUAUGGAAGAACUUAUCUAAGGACUGAAUACACAAAUGCUUGGCCAUGA
This is a messenger RNA of Zea mays, 2423 nucleotides long. Its product is annotated as CTP synthase. Bases 215 to 2074 code for a protein of 619 amino acids. Gene Ontology annotation, biological process: CTP biosynthetic process; pyrimidine nucleobase biosynthetic process. Gene Ontology annotation, molecular function: identical protein binding; CTP synthase activity. The transcript has 21 exons. The record is from RefSeq and is a predicted model, not a curated record. Lineage: Eukaryota; Viridiplantae; Streptophyta; Magnoliopsida; Poales; Poaceae.